Molecule: messenger RNA, 1579 nt
Organism: Seriola dumerili (greater amberjack)
Lineage: Eukaryota; Metazoa; Chordata; Actinopteri; Carangiformes; Carangidae
Product: leucine-rich repeat and transmembrane domain-containing protein 2-like
Exons: 3
Coding region: 1-1203 (400 amino acids)
Cellular component (GO): extracellular matrix
Molecular function (GO): protein binding
Source: RefSeq, a predicted model, not a curated record
AUGGAGAGUCUGGGUGAGUCUGGACAGACGCUUCCUCCUUCACACUCUCUGUCCAGUCUGGUGCUGGCUCUACUAGGCCUGCUGGGCUCGGUCCACGGUUGUCCCAGCGUCUGCACCUGCUAUGGUAACACCACUGACUGCUCCGCUCUCGGCCUCCUCUCUCUGACACCCAUCCUGGCGCUUCUGGACCAGGACUCUCUUGUCCUGCGCCUACCCCAGAACAACCUCUCAUCUCUGGGCAAGACGGAGCUGUCCAACCUCAGCAGCCUGGAGCUCCUGGAUCUUUCCCAGAACCACCUUUCCACCCUGCAGCCUGGAGCUUUCUCAGGCUUGAGCGGCCUUCGUUGGCUCAACCUCUCCGCUAACUACCUCGGGGUACGCCUGGCGACGUUUGACCCCAACAACAGCACAGAGGCCAUCCAGGGCUUCAAUGGAAGUCAGGGGAGCGUUGGCUUGAGCAAAGAGGUUUUCAGGGGGCUGUUGUGGCUGCAGGGGCUCGACCUGUCCUCCAAUGGCCUCCUUUGGCUGCCUAAAGGCCUCCUGGAUGGGCUUCAGAGAGUCACCUGGCUGUCCCUGGCCAGCAACCGGCUCGCGGCUCUAGACAGAGUCACCUUCGAGCCCCUGGUGGGGCUGCGGCAGCUCCAGCUGGCGGGAAACCCCUGGGAGUGCGACUGCAAGCUGAGGGACUUCAAGCACUGGAUGGAGUGGUUGAUUUACCGGGAUGGGCAGGUAGAUGCGAUGCAGUGCAGUCUCCCGGUGGAUUUGAAAGGCAGGGACAUCCGCAGCGUGCCGGCAGAGAUGUUCAGCUACUGCCUGCAGAGUCCGACCAAGGAGGGCGCGUCGGGUUACGUCACCCGGCCUCCCUGUCCGCCCGGCCGGGUCAGCGGCAAUGACGAGUGUGUUCGCCAACGUUACCGGCCCGUAAGCGUCCGCCGGGCACACGGCACGCAGAUUGUGGCAGGUGUGGUUUGCGGUACGGUGUGCGUCAUGAUGGUGGUCGCGGCGACUUAUGGCUGCGUCUAUGCCUCGCUGAUGGCGCGGUACCAGAAAGAGAUGAAGAGCCGCGGGCAGCCUCUGAUGGCCGAGUCCGGAGCCGAGACCGACCUGGAGGACGGACCGAUGUCAUCCCCGAACUCGCCGGAGGAGACGCAGCCCAAGGAGCCGUGUGGCAUCGUGCACGGGUAUCGGAUCAGCAGCUUCUGACGCGGCGUUCUCAACUGAGUCUCGAUCCUCCCUGGACGUUCUGGCUGCUUCUGCUCUUCAGCUCUCGUCACUGAUGAGACGACACGUGGAGAGGGAAACCCCGCAGCUCUGCAAUCAUGCUGAAAACCUCUGGGCGGGACUGAUUGUACGGCUAAUGGAGCGGACUAGAUUAAAUGAAACUGGAAUGCUGCAGCACUUCUUUUAAUGUAUGGAUGCUCUGUGAAUUGUAAUUCCCCAUGCUGCAUCUCUCUCGGCCAGCUUUGAAACUCCUGUUAAAGCUGCUGUUUGGCACUUCUGCACCUUGACUUCCCUUCAUCUGUGUUUUUUUUUGUUUCUUCUCUAGAAAUAUGAAACUACCUUUUAUGUCCGAGCCCGA